AUGGCUGAAAUCCCUUCCAGUGAUAAAAAGUCGAAACUCAAACCAGCCGACGACAGCAAAGAAAUGCUGCAAAUGGAGCCAUCCGACGAUGUUGAUGUUGAACACGACGAAGACGAAGUGGAAAUGGAGAUGGAAGAGUAUCUGAUGAACCAGGAAUCCAAUCCGUCAAUUGUCAGGAGACAGCCCUCUUCAACAGCUCGAUCUACGACCUCAGCAAGAGGGCGUAUCCCAAGUGCCACCUCUUCGCAAUCGACCCAAUGGACAUCCAACAAGGUUUACAUAGGCGUGGAAGGCGAUGCUAUUGAGGCCAUGUCGUGUUCGUCCAAGAAUAUGAAUGCUUCGCCUGGCAGUUCUAAGGGUCACGGUUCCCGCGAUUCCCAUGAUCGCUACAGAACAAGUCACGGAGAGGAGCUGGUUGUCUCCUCGGGAAGAUCGCACUCGAAAAACGCACCACAACCACAGCAAGAAGCAGCAAGGAAGCACCAUGAGAAGUAG
Molecule: messenger RNA, 495 nt
Organism: Seminavis robusta
Lineage: Eukaryota; Bacillariophyta; Bacillariophyceae; Naviculales; Naviculaceae
Source: the annotation of a GenBank genome assembly